Molecule: messenger RNA, 1872 nt
Organism: Adineta steineri
Lineage: Eukaryota; Metazoa; Rotifera; Eurotatoria; Adinetida; Adinetidae
Source: the annotation of a GenBank genome assembly
AUGCACCAGUUAUCAUAUCCAGAAGAUACAAAUCGUCAAGAAGCUGAAUCUAUGUAUGCUUUAUUAUUGCGAGACCUAUUAAUUGAGAUUGAAUCGAAUAAAGAAGAAAUGGUCACUUUUUGUCGUCAGAAGUGUGCAAAUGACACAAUACAAUUACGCUACAUUCAAGAUUUUGAAAACACAUACGCACCUUCUCAAACAAUCAACUGGUAUACCCGAGACACGUUUCUCUAUCGUCUUCUCAAUAAAGCUUUGAGGGACCAGGACAUUGGUACACUUUAUUCACUUCGUUAUUUUAUCAAAGACUUGCAUUUACAACUUCACAAUGAAUAUAUUUCGCAACAACAGUCAGAAACUAUUACCACUGUUUAUCGUGGACAGCUAAUGAGCGAUGAAGAAUUUGACAAAAGAAUACGAUGCAACGUUGGUGGCUUAUUUUCAGUUUAUAGUUUUUUAUCAACAACAUUCAAUAAACGACUAGCUAUUCUAUAUGCUGGUAACCACAAUCGGAACGAUACGUCUUCUGAACAAAGUGUUUUAUUCCAUAUUGAUUUGAAUAAACCUAUCACCAAGUUUCCAUAUGCCAAUAUUUCCACAUUAAGUGCAUUUGAGGCUGAAGAUGAAAUCUUGUUUACAAUGGGUGCGGUGUUUCGGAUUGUAUCGAUCAAAAAACGUGAUAAAGAUUGUUGUUGGAAUGUUUAUUUACAAUUGACUAACGAAGAAGACAAAGAAUUGAGAACAUUAACUGGAUAUAUUAGAAAAGAGAUUAAACAACAAAAUCCACUUUUUACCUUGAUAAAUUUGGUAAGACAUAUGGCCAAUUAUGAACAAGCUGAAAAAUUCUGUCAGCUGUUAUUAAAAGAUCCAUCAUUUAUCAGCGAAUUUAGCUCAGUUUGCAACAUAAAAAACGUGCUAGGUUGCAUUUAUAGUGAUAUGGGUCAACAUGCGAAAGCAACUGAAUGGCUUGAGAAAUUAAUUAAUGAUAUUUCAGUGCAUUCAUCACCUGUUUAUUACAUUAUAGUAGCGCAUGCUUAUAACCAUUUAGCAGUUGCUUAUCUACAUCAAAACGAACGUGACAAAGCAUUAGAAUGUUUCCGUACCGCUUUAGAUAUAGUGUCAAACAGUACCAAUCCAGAUAAGAUGGGAAUUGCAACACUGUACAGUAACAUUGGAGCGGUCUAUAUAGAGCAAAAGCGUAUUUCAGAAGCUUUGGAAAUGUUUGAAAAGUCUCUUGAAAUUCAUUCAAGACUUGUUCCUUCUAACCAUCCUUCACUUGCUUCACUCCACAACUCUAUCGCUGCAGCUUAUAGUUCCCAAGACGAUUAUGAUGAUGCGCUGGAACAUUACGAUAAAGCACGUCAAAUUCAGUGCAGUUCUCUUCAGUCACACCAUCCGGACAUAGCUGCAGCCUAUUACAAUAUAGCAACGGUGCUAUUGAAAAAGGACGACUUAUUGAAAGCAUUAGAAAUGUACAACAAAUCUCUAGAAAUGCGACUAAAGAUUCUUCCUCCAGAUCAUCUAGAUAUUGCCGCAUCGUACACUGCUGUUUCACUUAUUGAACAAAUAAGAGGCAACUAUAACGAAGCACUAAAAGGUUUUAAUCAAGCACAUCAAAUUCGAGUGAAUGAUUUUAAAAAUUAUCAUGUAGAUAUCGACGUCAUCUACAAAAACUUAGCGGAAGCAUUUAGAGUAGAAGGUGGCUCUUUUGCCAUUCUAAAACAACCCUCAAAAUUAAUGGAAGAAGCGUUGAUCCAAGUAAAAAAAGCACAGGAUAUGCUUACAGCGUAUCAAAAGGUCAAUUUUCCAAAAAUUAUGCCAGAUCUGAUGGGCAUUGACCUUAUAAAGAAACAGAUUGAAGCAACAAAAAAAUAG